GGUCCAGUACCUCUGCGUUAAACGACCACUUGGGAAGAAUCUGAGAGAGAGAGAGAGAGAGAGAGAGAGAGAGAUGGAAGGGGUAGGGUCGAGGCUGAGCCGUACAUCGUCGAGGUACAGUGGUCCGACGGCGACGGCGGUUUUCACCGGCCGAGUCAGGAAGUGGAAGAAGAAGUGGGUCCACGUGUCCACUUCAUCCACUGCCGGCUCUCGCGCCUCCAAAUCCAACGGUCGCGGUAACACCGGCAACCUCUUCCUCUGCAGGUGGACCCCACUUUCUCCGGCCUCCUCCGCCGCCGGCGAGACAGAGGAACCGCCGCGACGGAGGUUCAGAUACGCUCCUAUUGCGAUGCUUGAACAGAGAGAAAAAGGGGCGUCGAGUAAGCAAGAAGCCGAAGCUGAGGAGGAGGAGGAGGAGACUGAAGAAUUCGAGACUGAAACACCGUCGCCGAAGAACGUCGAACUGAACAUGAACUUGAUGACGAUGGACACGGACCAAACUUCAGAGGAGCCGAAGACUGGUCGCUUGGAUCUUGGAGUGUGUCUGAAGGAUCUAAACGACGAAGACAGUCACGUUGACUGAAGUAAAAAAACACGAGUUUCGGAUUCUGGGCAACAGUAAAAAUCUCUCCUUUGGUACUAAUAAUGUCGAAUAGUGUAGUUACGAUCGUCCCUGAAUGCAACUUUUAGAUAGGCUUUAACGGACUUGAACGGUCCUUUAUGUAUGUAUGUAUGUAAGAUGUAGUAAGACAUAAGCUGGAAGGAUCGCAGUUUCUGCAGA
This is a messenger RNA of Tarenaya hassleriana, 781 nucleotides long. RefSeq lists its product as uncharacterized. The record is from RefSeq and is a predicted model, not a curated record. The transcript has 3 exons. Lineage: Eukaryota; Viridiplantae; Streptophyta; Magnoliopsida; Brassicales; Cleomaceae. Bases 74 to 583 code for a protein of 169 amino acids.